AAGGAAUCUUUUGACAGAAAAUUAUUGGCAUGUCCUUUCACAAGGAAGUGACAUCAUAUGUUGACUGCAUGCUUCACUCAUCCAGUUAUCAUAACCGUGGAGAAGAGGGCAGCAAAACAAAAGCACAGCAGCUGAGCAGCACACCGAUUUCUCCAAGUGCAAUCUGUAUGCAGAGGAUUUCUUCGUGGAUGCGCCAUAGCAACGGAGCUGCAAAUCUGUGUUGCAAAUUAUUGGCUGAAACUCAAUUCACACCACGCAGAAGACUGAGUGAAAGGUGGACUACAGCAUAUGACUGGGGGAAUUCUCCUGUUAGGAUCGUGACCGCUUCGUGACGCUUGGCUCUGAGGUGCUUAAGCUCACGCUGAUAGACGCUCAAUCAGUCCUGGGGGGUGAUGCUGGUUGACAAAUGGAAGGACUGAGCGAUUGCAUGCUGGAGACAACAUGAGCUGGAUCCUUUUGUGUCUGUUUGCCAUGCAUGAUCGACGGUGGUUAAAUGAGGGAGAAGACGACGAAAAGAACCCUUUCAUUUACCUCUUGGCUUGCCUUAAAAUUCCCCUUAUACUACACUCUGUUCACUUCCCCUCCCCUUUCUCUUUCUCGCUUUCGCUCUCUCACUCCCUCCCACAGUUUCUCUCCUCCCUUCACUCAUCAAAGCCAGUAGCCUAGUAUUCUCUCUACAGCUGCUUCCUCUAUGGUCCCUUGGAAAAACAGCCUGCACAUCUCUCACUUGCUUCUCAAGGCAAGACCUUUUUUAACAUUUCAUCGCCAGGACAGCAGGAUGCUUCCAUGCAGGCUUUGAUUCCUCUCUCUCCUUGUGCUUUCCCCUUCCCCUUCCCUCUCCUAAAUUCCUGCCCUUUGACCCUGACCCUCCCCUUUCCCCUCAAUUGCCCCUUACCCUCUAUUCCCUUCUCUAUCUUCACACCCACUUGACCAUGUUGCCAUGUGUCUGCCGGGUCCAUCCUCUCCUUGCCUUUAUCUCAUUUGCCUUGCUGACACGAGGAGAAAACUGUCCAGCCACCUGCAAGUGCCCGGACCCUCACACGGUGGAUUGUAGCGGUCGAGGACUCACUCGCCUCCCAGACGAGAUCCCGCUGGAUGUGCGCAGGUUGUUGCUGUCCAACAACUGGAUCCCUCGCAUUCCCUCUGACUUUCUCGUGCUCUACAGUGACUUAGUGUAUCUGGAUCUCCGGAACAAUUCGCUCUCACACAUUGAGCCAGGAACCUUGAGCACCUCCUCCAGGCUAGUUUUCUUGGACUUGGGCAGCAACAACUUGACUGAGAUCCCGAAAGGAACAUUUGGUGAGUCACGGAGCCUCAUCAAGUUGCGCUUGGGCAACAACCCUCACCUGAGUAUGGUCAAUGAGGACGCCUUCAGGGGCUUGACCUCACUACGAGAACUUGAACUGGAGCGCAAUGCCCUUUCCAGUCUCCAGGUUGGUGCGCUGAGCCAGCUGCCUUCUCUGCGGGUCGUCAGGUUAGAGGGCAACCCUUGGGUGUGCAAUUGCAACUUUGCUAACCUUUUUGCUUGGCUAGUUGAGAACAGCCACAAGCUUCCAAAUGGUAUAGAUGGUAUGGAGUGCUCUUUGCCCACCGAUGGCCGCCGUGUGCCUCUCAGUCAGCUCUCCCAGGACAGUUUCCGGGAAUGUCAAAUCACCCUGACCCUCACCGACUUCCUCAUCAUCAUCUUCUCGGGCAUCUCUGUGUCCGUGGCGGCCAUCAUGGCCAGCUUCUUCCUGGCUUCCACCGUGCACUGCUUCCAGCGCUGGAGCAAAGGUACCAAAGGCGAGGAUGAGGAGAGCGAAGAAUGAUCAAGAAAUCGGACCACACGCAUUGGACUGUGUGAACAAUCAGACACCAGCUACAUGAACGAGGAUGUCUUUGGAUGAGAACAACACGGCACACCUGCACUAUAAAAAUGGCUGAUUAUUCCCAUCAGUGGAUCAAUGGAUGGGUAACAUGGAAACAUGGAAACAUGGAAACUAGCCAUAGUAUUUAAAUUUUGUGGUUCAAUUGUUACAUUUUGGUGUCCUCAGUAAUGGAUUACAAUCAGUAUCAUAAUAUAAUAAGAUAAUAUUAAUAGUCUUAAAGAAAAAAAAAGACUUGCUGCUAUUUUAUUGUGCCAAAUUAGUGCGGAUAAGAUGGAAAGCCUAGUUAAGAAUGUUUUAAUAGAAACUGUAGCCUGCAUACAAGAAAAGUUGCAGGUUGAAUAUAGAAAUAAUGUAAAAUUUUAUGGUCGAAGGAAGGAAGGAAGCCAUUCGGUAGUUUCCUAUUUUGUUCACAGGUCUAAAAUAAUCAACAAAAAGCAUAAAAAGUAGUGAGACAUCUAUUUAAGGAAUGGAUAGCUCAAAUGUUGCACUUUAAAAAUAAAUUUCCUCCUACAUCCUGCAGGCCCUCGGUCUUACCUAAUGGACAUGCCCAGAUCUGCCAAAGAUGAUACUUAGAAAUGAGGGACAAUAAGAGUUUUAAAUGGUUUAAGAAGCUGGAGGUGUGGUAAAAAUAUAGAUUUAUUUUUGCUUUCAGACACAUGUGAAUAUGUAUAAUCAAAUGACAUAUCUAAACGUAUUUGCGAUAUUGCAUAUUUAACUUAAAUGUGAUGCUUCCAGAUAUUCAGUUAGUUAUGGAGGCAAGGGAAGAAGAAAUGCGCUUCUUUCAUGCUGUGAUAUGUCAUUGCUUACAUCUUACUCAAAAAAAAAGAAAGAAAGAAAUAUUGGUAUAUCUGUUGAUUGUUGUCCUGUGUAAACUGCAACACCAUUCACCUGCUCAUUAGUAUGACAUGUAUAUUAAAACCAUAAGUCACAUAAUAAAACAAAACCUCAUCAGUUUAGCAAUCUGGCUGCAUAAAUUAGAUCUGCAAAAGAAGCCAUAUUUCAGAAGAUCUUGCUGAAUUGGUUUGAAAGAAACCAGGAGCCAUAUUAGAGAAACAUCAAAAAUUAAGAUUUAAAGAAUGCUAACAUUGUGUUUUUCAUAGAAACAGUAGGAAAUAAAACUUACGCUAGACCCCAUUUGGGUUUAUCCUAACGCUAAGACACCCAUUUUAGUGAGUUAGGAAGCUUCCUGUUGGGACUUGAGAUGAAAACAUGGACUUGGGAAUUGGGAUUUGUCCUAAAUGACAUGUAAAGCGAACUUGUCAUGGUUGGCUAGUUAAGGAUUCUUAGCUUCCUAAUAUGGUUCUAGUUGAAACCCUGUCUGAGAGGGGAAAAAAACAUGCUCUAUUGCAGGGUUCUUCAUAGAACCUUUAAAUGUUCUCUUAGAGAGAUAAACAGAUUUACUCUUAAGGAUGCUACGCUCUCCAAAAAGGAAUCGGUUCUUUGGAUAGUUAAGGGUUCUUUGCUUCCUAAACGAGUUGGAGUUCUUGCUGAAAAGAAGCCCUCUGCAUGUAGGGUUCUACAUGGUACCUUUAAUGAUUGCCCCAUACAUAACCAAGUUAUAGAUUUGUUUAUUACAUGAAUAUAUAAAAAUAUACAAUGCAAUAUAACAGAGAAAUAAAACAUUUACCAGUCAAAAAGGUUCCCUUUAUCACACUUAUGUAGAUUUGUAUGUAGAACCCUAUAACAAAGUGUUUCCUUUCAGAAAAGAUUCCAUGAAGAGCCUCUUUUAAAAGCUAGAACCCUUAACCAUCCAAAGAACCCACAAGGAACCAUUUUUUCUAACAGUGAACCAUUUUCAGAGUUUUAUUUUUUUUUGCAAAGGAAUAAUAAAAACUAAUAUUUAGUUUUAAAAAAAGUCUUCUUGUGGUCCAUGUUAUGCAGUCAACUCCAGAAUUAUUAGCACCUUUGAGGAGAAUGGGCAUAAAUGAUUGGAGGAAUAAAAACACAAUUCAGAUAUCCUACACAAACACUCCUUUUCAUUUACCAAAUAUUAUUCUGAUACGGACUGAUUUUAAAAAUAUUUUUUAAAAAUUAUAUAUAUAAAAUUAAGGUACAUUAAAUGUGAUAAAUAAAUGAAAUGUACAUAAAAAUGCAAAAAAAUUGUAAUAAAAAUUUCAGUAAAAAAAGAAAAGAUUGGUUACAUGUAAAAUCACUUUUUUUCCAUCAGCUUGGGGAAAAUCAAAUGGCUUUAAACACAAAAGACAAAUUGCACAUUAGUGCACAAAAAUCUUAUCACAAAGUUAAGGUGAUGAGGCUUUGAUAUCAAAUAUCAAAAAUGUAUUAAAAGGACAGUAAAUUGCAAAAAAUUUGAAUUUGAGCAAUAUUUGUGUGAUGACUUUCUGCCUUUUCAAACUACAUUAAUUUACGUUAUAUUCACUAUGGUGCAGGUUUAUAAAGUAAUCAGCUGGUUGAUUAUUUCUGCAUCUUGGAGAACUUUUCUAGCUCUUCUGCACACAUACUUCUGUAUCUGCAGGUAACAGCCUCCACAAUGAUGAGAUCAGGGCUCUGUGGCGGCCAAAACCAUCUGCUGUAGAGCACCCUGUUUUUCUGUUCGUUGAAGAGGUUCUAUAAUAACAGAAUAAAUUUAAAAUCUGCUCUUUUCUACUGACACACUAAUGCAGAAGGCAUAAAAUAAAUGCAUACGAUAAAACUUAGAUAAAAAUACAGGACAGUGUGUUCAGUGUACUAUAUUCUUAUAUAAUUCUGGGUGACUGCAUCCCCGAGAAGGAAACUUUACUUUAACAACUCUCCUUUUGGAGCGAGUCAAAAUGAUUGACCCUUUCCUAAGCGCUCACACAACCAAGCUAUUGGAUUUGAACAAGCAGCAGUGAUUGCACCACAUCAGAUUGAAUGCCAUCUAAAACACCCUAACUGUCUGGGACCAUAAUCAAUAUUUCCAUCAUUUCCAUUUCCAGAGUUAGACAGAGUUAAGAGUUACAUGAUAAAUAAAGUAGGCUGUAUGCCCUGUAUUCCCUAAUAUUGAUGAUUGGUUAUACUCAAUAUAUCUAACAAUACCCGGUGUAUAUGUAUUAGCAUUUAAAUUGUGGCCUGAUCAUCUUAAAUAUCCACUAAUCUUUCACAUUGUUUAAAGAAUAUGUGCUCGCCAUUGUCAGAUAAUCUGUGUGAGAAUGUUCAGAGAUGGGUUAUAGACGUCAUGCUAAAUGGAAUAUUGUGAUGACAAAUCAUAAAGAUUUCCAAACCAAAUAUCCUUCUGUAGCAGAAACGAUGUCUUCAGUGUGCUGUUAUUAUUUUGAUGCUUUCUAUGCAGUGAUUUAUGAUUGCAAAAAUACUGGAUCUGCAUGUAAAAUUAAAUCACACUUUAUUCUACUGUAUAGAUGACACUUUUAUAGGAAAACACAGUGCAUAAGUAUUCACCCCUUUGGAUUUUUGCACAGUUUGUUUUAUUUGACCAAUUUGUUUUAAUCCCAUCAUCUUACUUGAAAAAAAUGUGGAAAAAGACCAAGGGGGUGAAUACUUAUUCAAAGCACGGUACAUGGUAACAUAUGGUACAUACCUUUCAUAUUGCGUAUUUACUAAAGUACACCAUGACAAUGUGUAAACUCCAAAGUUUGUACAGCAGUAUUUGGUGUUAAAGUUCUCUAUUGAAUUCUCAAAUCAGUAGAUGUUGAUUAAUUUUCUAUAACUGCAGCUUUGGCAGUAGUUCCAUCUAUAAUUCAAAUCAUAGAUUUAUAUUAAUGCAUUCAUUCUAAGAUGGUAAAGAAAUGAUUGUUUUAUAGCUGUUAUAAUGUGAUAACCAGAAAAUUACACAACACAAAAUGUAACUAUAAAUGGAUAAAAAAAAGUAAGGCAUGUCAUUAUUUAAUUCAUAAAAUUUUGAAAAAAGUAAUCAUUAGCAAAUUGCUGUGGUAUAAGAGGAAGAAAACGCAUCUCACACCACCCAAUCAUUGAUUUUCUUAUAACCACAUGACCCAAUAUGUACUAAUAAGUGGAAUCGAGUGCGGCUGUACACACCUGGAUGUUUUCACAUAAGUUACUAUUUACUUUCAAAUUCAAUAUUCAAAGAAUGUACAGGAAAUUACUUGUAAUUGAAUAUUAAAAAGUUAAAAAGUUACUGCAACUAUGCUUCUGUACUGUAAAAUAAAGUGCGACUGAAAACUGUUUUGUCUGGUUUUACGUUCUGUAGCUUUGGGCAUUUCUAGAAAAAUAUGGUCAUAGACAUAUCUUAUAACCCAUCUCUGAAUGUUAAAGGGAGAAGGAUGCUGUGUUUAUUGUCAUAUGUGUCUUGUACCAUACUACUGCUGUUACACUGUAAAGAGUGUAAAGUAAUGUGUGUGUAACACUAUGAUAACAUGGAGUUAAAAAUGUUCGUCCUGAGUCUUGAACACCAUGUAUACCAGUAGAUAUCCAACUACUAUGUAGUUACAUUAAAAUGUGAAAAAAGAGACCUCGUUAUUUUGGGUUGUUAUUUUUAUUCCUGCAUGAUCUUAAGGAAUGUCAUCUCAUCAAGUUUA
Messenger RNA from Pangasianodon hypophthalmus (striped catfish), 6340 nucleotides. RefSeq names its product leucine rich repeat containing 38b (gene lrrc38b). The record is from RefSeq and is a predicted model, not a curated record. Lineage: Eukaryota; Metazoa; Chordata; Actinopteri; Siluriformes; Pangasiidae. Gene Ontology annotation, cellular component: voltage-gated potassium channel complex. The transcript has 2 exons. Gene Ontology annotation, molecular function: transmembrane transporter binding; potassium channel activator activity; voltage-gated potassium channel activity. The coding region runs from base 933 to 1808 and encodes 291 amino acids.